AGUUAAGAAACGCUUAAUUAAAAUAAAAAUAAGAAGAAGAAGAAACCGAUGAACAUGUUUAUUAGAAUUAAACUGAACAAGAAUAUGAAAACGCUAAAGAUAAUUUGACUGAAGAAGAAACCGAAUUAAUUGAGGAAAUAUAUGAAUAAUAUAAAGAUUUUUUAGAAAUUUAUAGUGUAUGGAAUAUAUGCAAAAAGUUUUCUUUUGAUAAAAAAAUAGCUCUUAACCAUAUAAAUAUAUAAUAUUAAAGAUUCUAAGAAAGCUAAAAUGACGAUAACUAAUGGACAAAAGUAGUAAAAGGUUCCCAAAAAUAAGAAAAAGCUUUUAAUAAUGUAUAGAAUAGAUAGAGAGAUUAAAAAUAAUAAGGAGGAAAGUAAAAUAACGAAAAAUAAUUUAAAAAGAAAUACUAAGAAGCAAAUAAUGGAAACGCUGGAAACAAUAGAAAUAAUGAAAACAAUUAAAAAAAUAGAUAACCAAGAAAAAGACAAUAAGAAAAUAAUAAUAAUUUAGGACAAAGAAGAGUUUAUAAUAUAAGAAUGAACUCACAAAUUAAAGAAAAUAAUAAUAUCGAAAAUAAAAAUAAAGAGAUAAAUUUAUCAAAAAAUUAUAGAUAACCUCUUUCUUAAAAUUAACGAGAAUAAAAUUAAAUAAGAACUUCUAGCUCUAAAAAUAACAAUAAUUAAUAAAUAAAAUAAUAAAACUCAAUAAGAACUUCUAAUUCAAGAAAUAACAAUAAUUAAUUAAAUAUUAAUAAGAAAUAAGAACUUAAACCAUAAUUUACUUAUGUAAGAAAACCAAAACUUACUUAAACAGAAGAAAAAUAAUAAAAAACUAAUAUUUAUGUUGAAAAAAAUACUCAAGAAAAUUUAAAUGUUACUUAAUAAAAUUAAUAAUUAGAAACUAAUUAAUAAUAAUAAUAACAAACACCAGAAAACACAUAGACACAAUAAUAAUAAUAAGUACAAAAUUAAUAAAAAAGUCCUUAAAAAACCUAAGAUUAAUAAUAAUAAAAAACAACUUCUGCUAGUGUAAAUAAAACUAAUUUAGGAAUAGUAGAUUUAUAAUCAUAGUUUGUAUAAUCAGUUUAGAAUUAUUAAUCAUAAGCUUUAUAAAAUGAAACACUUUUGGAAUAAUUUACAUCAAACACUAAUAAUUAAUUUAAUGUAUCAAAUCCUUUUUAUAAUUAUUAAGCAAGUUCUGUUUCUCAUAUGCCUAAUACUUUUUAAUAAAAUAAUAAUUAAGCAUCUUAAUAAUAAUAAUUCACUGAACCCAAAAUAACUCCUUAGAUAACUGAAGUAUAAUUAGUUCCUAAUAUUCCUUAAAGUAAUUAACUCUAAAACAACAUUUAACCUUCCACUUAAUAAA
Molecule: messenger RNA, 1365 nt
Organism: Ichthyophthirius multifiliis
Lineage: Eukaryota; Ciliophora; Oligohymenophorea; Hymenostomatida
Exons: 2
Source: RefSeq, a predicted model, not a curated record